Messenger RNA from Erpetoichthys calabaricus (reedfish), 1079 nucleotides. It is a transcript of the gene rpp30, whose product is annotated as ribonuclease P/MRP 30 subunit. Gene Ontology annotation, biological process: tRNA processing. The transcript has 11 exons. Bases 97 to 906 code for a protein of 269 amino acids. The record is from RefSeq and is a predicted model, not a curated record. Gene Ontology annotation, cellular component: nucleolar ribonuclease P complex. NCBI's taxonomy places the organism in Eukaryota, Metazoa, Chordata, Cladistia, Polypteriformes, Polypteridae. Gene Ontology annotation, molecular function: RNA binding.
UAUCUGACUACAUUUCCCAGAGUACUACGCUCCUCGUUUCAUCUCAGCUUCGACGAACAGCUUCUAUUUCUCGGUCGCAUCUCAUGUGGGUACAGCAUGGCCGUGUUUGUUGAUUUGAACAUUAGGCAGACGUCGGAUAAAAACUUGCUCCGGAAAACUAUUGAAAUAGCAGCUCAUCUGGGGUACUCGACCAUUGCAGUUAAUUAUGUGAUUGAAUUUCAAGAUAAAAAACAGAACUUUAUUAAACCCAUACCAGUAAAUGAUCUAUUUAAUUCACUUCCCAUUGUUCAGGGUAAAUCUAAACCAAUCCGAGUGCUGAACAGAUUAACAGUGGUGGUGUCUGAUGCUGUACAAUGCAUCGAACUGAGAGCUACAUCACCACACAUCAGGUUGUACGAUAUUGUGGCUGUUCUUCCCAAAACAGAAAAACUGUUUCAUACUGCCUGUAUGACAUUAGAUGUGGAUAUAAUUUGUAUCACUGUAACAGAAAAACAACCAUUUCAUUUUCGAAGACCUCCAGUGAGCGGGGCAAUUGAAAGAGGAAUUUUCUUUGAAAUUAUUUAUAGUCAUGCUACUAAAGAUUCCACAAUGAGAAGAUACACUAUUUCAAAUUCUCUCAGUCUGAUGCAGAUCUGUAAAGGCAAGAAUGUUGUGCUAUCCAGUGGAGCAGAGAAGCCAUUAGAAUUACGUGGCCCAUAUGACAUUGCAAAUCUAGGUUUAUUGUUUGGAUUAUCAGAAGGUGAUGCAAAAGCAGCAGUUUCCACUAAUUGCAGAGCUGUUAUCCUACAUGGUGAAACAAGAAAAACUGCAAUGGGAGUGGUUUAUACCAUGAAGAAAAAUCAAACAUUAUUAGACAAGGAAGAAGAUGAAGUGACACAUCCACUGUCAAAAAGAAUGAAAACUUAAGAGACUUGUGAACUUGUAUUCACUAGAAGAAAUUAUUUUUUCAGCAUCUUGGAAUAUUUGUUUUGCUUCUUUUAUUAAUUUAAAAGUUCUGCAAAGUUCUGCUUUUAACUAGACGAAUCAAUAAAACUUGGAAAACCAGCUAUAAAGCUAAACUAUAGCUUUGUGUAUAAUUU